Molecule: messenger RNA, 1251 nt
Organism: Limulus polyphemus (Atlantic horseshoe crab)
Lineage: Eukaryota; Metazoa; Arthropoda; Merostomata; Xiphosura; Limulidae
Product: glycoprotein 3-alpha-L-fucosyltransferase A-like
Exons: 3
Coding region: 1-1251 (416 amino acids)
Cellular component (GO): membrane
Molecular function (GO): alpha-(1->3)-fucosyltransferase activity
Source: RefSeq, a predicted model, not a curated record
AUGUCGACGCACAUAAAAAGGCAGCGAAUACCCUCAUACAACGACUAUAAUCCAAACGACUUUGACUUGGCCUUUGUGAAAGAGCUCGUCCACUUUCAGAAGUACAUUCAAGGACAAUCCGAUGAUGAUGUCACUGUUACUGGGAUGUAUCGAGCUCUGACGAAACAAAAACCAGGUCACAAGUUAAAUCAAUGGUUUCUUCGAGAAGAUCGUUGGUAUAUGGAUGAUAUUCAAUUGAAACAUUUACCUUCUGAUUCUAAACGUUAUAUCAUCUCUGUUUGGAUAUCAAAAUUGGAAUUUAGACUUUUUAAAAAAUCGCUUCGGUUGGAUCUAUUUUAUGACAGAGGGAAUUUUAGUUCUUGUGAAUAUAAAAAUUGCGUUUUGAAAGAUGAUAAAGCAAGUGUAAGCGAUAGUGAUGCUGUAUUAAUACCGUAUCCUGAAUUACAACUUCCUCCAACAACCAACAGGCGGCGUUCUGAACAAGUAUGGGUGUUUUGGGCAAAAGAUGGCCCUUUCUAUCCACGACGAAAUCGUCUUUGGGGAAUAAAAUAUCUAAAUUCUAUAAACUGGACAAUUACAUAUCGUAGAGACUCGGAUAUUGUGUAUAAGGGUUACGGACAAAUUAAAAGAAAAUCACGUCUAAAACAGUUCCAGGAAAACAGCGUCCCAUUAGGUGGCGGAAAAGACCGCUUAGUGGCAUGGUUCGUUUCGCACUGCCAGACUAAAUCUCGUCGUGAAGAGUAUGUGUUAAGGCUACGACAGUAUGUUUCUGUAGAUAUUGUGGGCCCCUGUAAUUUUUCCAACUCUCAGUGUCUUCCUAAAGUGAGCUCACAAUGCUAUAACUGGUUAGAAGAGCAUUAUAAAUUCUACUUAGCGUUCGAAAAUAAGAUCUGUAGGGACUAUAUAAGUGAAAAGUUCUUUGCCCCCCUGUCAAAGUACGUUGUGCCAGUUGUAUUAGGUGGUGGAGAUUAUUCCUCAGUGGCUCCAACUGGAUCUUAUAUUGACGUGCGUGACUUCAAAUCGCCCAAGGACUUGGCCGAUUUCCUUAGUGUUUUGGAUAGAAAUUAUUCGCUUUACAGUCAGUAUUUUAAAUGGAAGGAAGAAUAUGACGUAGUCCCACCUACUGCUAUCGAACACAGCUAUUUAUGUGAACUUUGUGAGAGAAUGAACAACCAGGAUAUAUUCAGGAAAGUGUAUCCAGAUAUCAGGGCAUGGUGGGAACGUGGAGGGUGUAACGCUCCCUGGUGGUAA